Messenger RNA from Clunio marinus, 222 nucleotides. NCBI's taxonomy places the organism in Eukaryota, Metazoa, Arthropoda, Insecta, Diptera, Chironomidae. The record is from the annotation of a GenBank genome assembly.
AUGCCUCUUUUGAUAUUAUGCAAAAUUUCUCUUUUUGUCAAACGUUUUCAUGUCAUGUUGAGAUUCAAAACUGUGACAUUAAAAGUUACAUUAAAACUUAGGUACUUGUCGACGCAAAGCAAGCCUCCAACAUUUCAAACAUCUGGAAACAAUUUUUUGUUUUGUUGCAAAAAUGAACCAAAUUUAUUGGUCAAUAUUUUGAAAAUAAAACAAGAGACGUAA